AUGGAGUACGACAAGCAGGUGGAUCCCGUGAAGGAGGAAGACUUCCUGCCACAUGUACUUGCUCCAUGCAUUUCGGAGACGCUGUCGUGCGACUCAGAGGCCGCAGCAGCAAUCAUGGAGGACAAUUUGCAUUGGCGUCACGACAUGGGUGCCGAGGACGAGGAGUUGCUGCGCAUUUUGCAGUCAGCAGAAAUUCAAGAUCAGUUGAAGAAAGACGAUGCCCAGACGAUGGAGGAAACGCUGAAGGACAAUGACAAACGCAAUCGGCAGAAACAGGCAAUGAUGAACAAAAUCCGGACACUGAGGGCCAAGGAGACUGGCCAGCAGGGUUGCGCGAAAAGGAAGCCAGUAGCUUUUGAGCCUGACCGAACGUACACAACAGCACAGGUCAACGCACUCCUGCCUGAUGUGUACCGAAGCCAAAAGGACACAUUCAAUGCUUGCUGGAGAAUAUGGGCGAGGAAAGGCAAGUGGAGCGCAAGCAGAAGCUGGGGUGAAGAGGGUUGCGAAGCGAAGUGCGUUCACAAGCUGGGAAGAAUUGUUUGGGCCCGCCACUGUGAGCUCCACCCCAAUGCAAGCUGCCCCUUCGUGUUUGAAUUCGGGGAAGACCCUGAAACGGAGGCAGCCUCGAAGCCGAAAGCCGGCAAAAUGCCGAAGGCAUCAGCAGGCAAGGCUAGCGUCAGCUCCAGCAGUGUCGGCAAUAGUAAGUGA
This is a messenger RNA of Symbiodinium natans, 711 nucleotides long. The record is from the annotation of a GenBank genome assembly. Lineage: Eukaryota; Dinophyceae; Suessiales; Symbiodiniaceae.